Maniola jurtina (meadow brown) is the source of this 6077-nucleotide messenger RNA. RefSeq names its product lysine-specific demethylase 6A (gene Utx). The record is from RefSeq and is a predicted model, not a curated record. Lineage: Eukaryota; Metazoa; Arthropoda; Insecta; Lepidoptera; Nymphalidae. The transcript has 11 exons. Gene Ontology annotation, molecular function: histone H3K27me2/H3K27me3 demethylase activity; RNA polymerase II cis-regulatory region sequence-specific DNA binding; chromatin DNA binding. Gene Ontology annotation, cellular component: MLL3/4 complex. Bases 155 to 3424 code for a protein of 1089 amino acids. Gene Ontology annotation, biological process: regulation of gene expression.
UAUUGUGAUUUGUGGUUAACUUUUUAUGAAUUAAUGAAUUUAAAGUUAAAUUACAAUGUGAAAUGCUUUAAAAGCGUUUUAGUGUUAAUUUUGAUAAACAAUUGUUAUCCUGGAAAGUCAUAUAACCAGAGAAAUCUAAAGAUUUCUCGUGAAAAUGGAUGAAAAAGAAGAGUUGCAUCUAACCUCACAGGAAUUACAAGUUUUAUCAGAACUUGACAGUCGUCAAUUCGGUUUCCUGAAACUUCGUGGCAGUGAACAUAGCAGAACACGUGCUCUGGUUCUCAAAGCUGUCAAGUACUUGGAAGGCAUGUUGGUGCAAGUCAAGGAGGAGGAGAGGGCGUGUUCUCCGGGUGCCAGAAGAGACAUAUGCAUCGACCCUAAGACUUAUUGUAAACUGGGGCACUUUCAUUUAUUACUUGAAGACUAUGCGAAAGCAAUGUCAGCUUACCAAAAAUUCUACGCCCUGGAACAAGACAACUGGAAAGAUCCACUUUUCUUGUAUGGACUGGGUCUCUGCUACUAUCACUACAAUGCAUUUGAUUGGGCGACGAAGGCAUUGCAGAUGGCUCUGUACGUGUCCCCUGGGUUCUCCCGGGCGGCCGACGCGCACCUUCGCCUGGCGCUGAUGUUCAAGGCGCGGAGACACUGGGGCGCCGCGGCCGUGCACUUCAGGCGAGCGAGACUGGCUCCACACCAAGAUGCCACCUUCACCCGCUUGGAGCUCAGCUUCCACGCCGCGCAUCUGCUCGAAGCCAGAGGCCUGAGGAAAGCGGCGAGGGACGCUUACGAAAGACUCCUGAAGGAACCUCAGCUGUCGUCCAUGCUGAAAGCUGACGUCUGCCGGCAGCUGGGGUGGCUGUAUCACCGCUGCGUGUCCCUGGGCGAGCCCGCAGCGCGCGCUCGCGCCGCGAUCUGGUGCCUGCAGAGAGCCGUGGUGGCCGAGCCGGAGUCAGGAGCAGGACUGUACCUCCUGGGCAGAUGCUUCGCGGCGCAGGGCAAGGUUCACGACGCGUUCAUCGCUUACAGGAACUCCGUGGAGAAGUCGGAAGGCAACGCUGACACUUGGUGCUCGAUUGGGGUGCUAUACCAACAACAGAAUCAGCCGAUGGACGCCUUACAAGCGUACAUCUGCGCGGUGCAGCUGGACAAGGGCCACUCCGCCGCGUGGACCAACCUCGGCAGUCUGUACGAGAGUUGCUCCAUGGCGCGGGACGCCUUCGCGUGCUACAACAACGGCGGGCCGCGCGCCACGCUCGCCAACGCGCCGCUACGCCAACGACUCGCCUUCCUGCGAGCGCAUUUGGCACACGCACCUAUGCCUUCAGUCACUGGCAAACGGCGUCCACUGCCAUCUAUCGAGGAGGCAUGGAACUUGCCCAUUUCCGCGGAGAUGUCCUCCCGCGCACCCAAGGCCGCGCCGCCGCCGUACCCGGGCGCGGGGGCCGCGGCGGCCGCGGGCGGCGCGCUCGUGAAGCGCGAGGAGCCCGCGUCGCUCACCCCCCAGCAGCUGCAGACCUUGCAGUACUUGCAGAGGAACUCGCACAACCUAUCGCCGCAGCAACAAGCGUUGAUGCAGCAGCUUCUGUCACAGUAUCGUCUAUCGCAAGCAGCGAGAGCGCGAGCGGUAGCGAAAAGCGAAAGCAGUACGAGCGGCGACAGUGCCGAGUCGCUGGCCGAAGAUUUGUUGAAGAAGUUCUCUGAUAGUCAACAACCUGAUAUCAAGAAGGAGCCAGUUAUGAAAAGUCCACAAAGCAGCAGCAACGAGGCGAUGCUGGGCGGGCGCCAGCCCGUGGUGAAGCUGGAGCCGCUCAAGACCGACCCCGGCAAGCCCGUGGCCUUCCACAUCGGCAUGACGGCCAAGCAGGUGCUCGACGCGUGCAAGGAUGGCGCCGGGCCGCCGUCCGCCUGGUCCGUGCUGGGAGACGCGCGCGCGCCGCCUGAGCCGCCCGGCGUGCCGCCGCCGCGCCUGUCACCCGAGCAACUGGCACCCUCUGCGCCCUUCGUGUACGUCGAGUCCAAGCGCGACGCCUUCUCGCCGCAGCUGCAGGACUUCUGCCUCAAGCACCCCAUCGCCGUGGUGCGUGGCCUCACCGCCGCGCUCAAGCUGGACCUGGGCCUGUUCUCCACCAAGACGCUGGUGGAGGCGUGGCCCGACCACGCCGUGGAGGUGCGCACCCAGCUCAUGCAGUCGGCCGACGAGAACUGGGAUGCGAGCGGGCGGCGCCGCGUGUGGGCCUGCGCCUCGCACCGCUCGCACACCACGGUGCGCAAGUACGCGCAGUACCAGGCCGGCUCGUUCCAGGAGUCGCUGCGCGAGGAGCGUGAGCGCGGCGCGGCGCCGGCCGCGGGCGCGCUGUCCGACUCGGACGGGCGCGAGUCGGGUCCCGCCAAGCGCCGCCGCUCGGCGCGCAUGCUGCGCUUCGGUACCAACGUGGACCUGUCGGACGAGCGCAAGUGGAAGCCGCAGCUGGCUGAGCUGCAGAAGCUGCCUGCCUUCGCGCGCGUGGCGUCGGCCGCCAACAUGCUGUCGCACGUGGGCCACGUGAUCCUCGGCAUGAACACGGUGCAGCUGUACAUGAAGGUGCCGGGCAGCCGCACGCCCGGCCACCAGGAGAACAACAACUUCUGCUCCGUCAACAUCAACAUCGGGCCCGGCGACUGCGAGUGGUUCGGCGUGCCCGACGCCUACUGGGGCGGCGUGCGCGAGCUUUGCGACCGCCACGGCCUGUCGUACCUGCACGGCAGCUGGUGGCCCGACCCAGCCGAGCUGCGCGCGCACGGCGUGCCCGUGUACCGCUUCACGCAGCGGCCCGGCGACCUGGUGUGGGUGAACGCGGGCUGCGUGCAUUGGGUGCAGGCCACGGGCUGGUGCAACAACAUCGCGUGGAACGUGGGCCCGCUUACGGCGCGCCAGUACGCGCUGGCGCUGGAGCGCUACGAGUGGAACAAGGUGCAGAACUUCAAGUCCAUCGUGCCCAUGGUGCACCUGACGUGGAACCUGGCGCGCAACAUCCGCGUGUCCGACCCCGCGCUGCACCGCGCCAUGCGCACGUGCCUACUGCAGACGCUGCGCGCCGCCGCCGGCACACUGGCCGCCGUGCGUGCGCGUGGCGUGCCUGUGCGCUUCCACGGGCGCGCGCGCGGCGAGGCGUCGCACUACUGCGGCGCGUGCGAGCGCGAGGUGUGGCACGCGCUGCUGGUGCGCGAGCACGAGCGGCGCCACGUGGUGCACUGCCUGGCGUGCGCGCGGCGCGCCGAGCCCGCGCUGGCCGGCUUCCUGUGCCUGGAGGAGCACCACGUGGAGGAGUUGGCGCAGGUGUUCGACGCAUUCGUGCUGCACCGGCCCGCGCCGCCGCCGCACGCGCCGCCCGCGCUGGCCGCACCGCCCGCGCUGGUCGCGCCGCCCGCGCACACGCCCGACUGAGCCGCGCGCGCGCCGCCGGGGUUGCGCUUUCCGUUCUCCUCGAUCUGGGCCGAGGUCGACGAGUGGGACUGACGGUCCGUGUGACGACGUACCUGUAUUUAUUUUGUGUGAGAGUUGUAUGAUUUAUUUUGUUGUACGAGCGAGAUGCUCCUUCGUUUAUCGGAUCGUUCGCUUCGCACGGGUUGGUCGCGCCGCAGGCGAAGGGCCGCUAGGGUUCGAUUUGUCGCUUGAUUUGUAUUAAAGUGUUAGUCGCCAGCUAGUAUUCUGUAACUUUUGGUGUGAAAUUCACAUUUUUGACCAAAUGUUAAAAACGUAAAAAGUGACUUAAAUCGCUUUCUAUUUUUAAUACACUGCGUGUAAGUAUAAAAUUGUACGAUACGAAUAUUUUCGUGAUAAGAGUAAUUUUGUAAUUCGAAAACUUUUACAGUUUACACUCUCCUCGAUCACUUUUGUAAUUGUGAGAGAUAUUGAUAAAAGCGAAGUCAAUUUUUCGGCGACGAUGGCCGACGGUAGCGAAGUUUAAAAUAGUAUUGGCGGCCGCCUCCAAUAUUUAGUGGAAUAGAUUUGUAGUAUUUAGCUAAGGAAGUACGCGUCGGGGGAUGUUGGAAGGUCGGCUCGCCUCGGUCUCAAGUGCUCAGGUGUUCACCGCAAUAGAUGUGUUAUUUUUUUAAAGAAGUAUAUUUAUUUAUUUUUCUCAUACUGCGACUAGUUUCAUUUUUUGAGUUUAGUAUUACGAUAAAUCUUCAUAGCGAAUAGUAGUCGGUAAGUGUAAGGCACGGAAUGAGGCUCUGCGUUUUAGGAGGGUCUGGUGAACAGUGCUGCUUUGUCCCAAAGAAUGUUUACGUGCAGGCUGCUCGCUGCUGACGAGGCGCGUCGCCGCUUCUUUAGUUCGCGACUGGGAUCCUACUGUCGAAAUGUAUUUAUUGGAAUGUAGACUCGAUUAAAUUAAAUGGUGUUCUUAAGCUGCAGAUAAACUACUGUGUUGAUGUGUGUCGUGUUUUGACGCGGCGAUCUAAAUCUUGGCGAACGCUCUCACCACACUCACACACUGACGAUAUUUAUCGUGAUUCAUAUCGCGAUCCAUAUUCAUAGAUCAUGGACAAUCCUAGACGAUUCCUAUCGUGAUUCUUCGAUAUUGUAAAAAUGUGAUCACAAUCCAAAACUGAAUAUUGCGAGCUUCAAAAGAAGCUCGCAAUGGUGAACCAUAGGCCGCAUCACCACUUACUAUUUGGUGUGAUUGCGGUCAAGCGCAUGCCUUUAUACCUAUUUUAGCUUUUAAAUUAAUUAGGUUCAGAUCCCAACCUCGUCGCCAAGUGAUAUCUCGGUACAUAAUAAAUGAAAACCCGAACAUCUCCGUAGCUAGUAUAUUACUGGCUUACUGACCUAAUGCGAAUGCAUUAUAUGUAUGUACAUCAGCUGUGCAACCUUGCAACCACACCACCAGUAGUUUAUCUGCACCUUAACAUAAUUGGAUUGUAAUGGAAUUAGAAGUAAUUUUUCGGCUCCGUAUUAAAUUAAGCAUGAGUUAGGCAAUGUUAGGCAGGGGUCGGCAGUUGGCGCCGCUCUGGUCACCAGGUCGUUGGUUAUUUCUGAAGUUUUAUUGAUGUUGUGAGAUUUCAAUGUUGGCUGUAUUUACGGCGGUGUUACACAUGCCUGUGGCUCGCACAAAAGGAUGUUAGAUACUGGCAAGUGCGAGCUGUUAUCAUGUGUAAUAAUGCAUACAUUUUGAGACCUUACUCGCCGUUUUAGCUCUAUGUGUGUGUCUCAACUGUCAUGUCAAAAUUAUGAUUUUAGUCCUUAAUUUAAAAGUGAACCCACAGUGAACCGUACUUUUGACAUGACAGUUGACAGCUAAAAUGGCGAGUAAGAUCUCAAAUUACAUGCACUAUAAAGAGGUUUUGCGCUAGAAAUCCGUAUGCUAGUACUUAGCGUGCUAAUCCCCCAGUGAGAAAGCGGCUAGGGGGAAUUGUCCAAUCGCACUUCACAAAGUGUUUUUAAAAACUGGCAUGACAACUGCAUAAUAUUAUGGUUUUAAUAAAGCAUCUGUAUGCUUAGUAUGAGAUUUUACGCCUUGCCAACGUUGAUAGAAUUCGAGCGUCGAAACAAAAUAACAUCACAGUAAAAUGAAGCUAAAGGUUCUUGAUAAGUAUAAAACAAAAAUUUAAUACCACCGAUUUUAAUAUCGCAAGGUUUCCGUUUGGGCUGAGAGACGAAUUUGAGUUAAAAUGAGGCAUUUAAGAUUUAUUUUAAUUUAACGCUAAAGUGUUUACAUGCUCGGACUCUACGAACGGUUGUGUCUGGUGAGAUGCAAAAUCUCAUACUAACCCCACUGGUAUGCCGGCUUGCCAGUGCCUGGUAUUCUGGCUUGCCAGCGCAGCAUCUGGUACUUCGGCUUGCCAGCGUCUGGCAUUCCGGCUUGCCAGCGUCUGGCAUUCCGGCUUGCCAGUGCCAGUUAUGCCAUCUGCUGGCAUGUGUAGCACCGCCAUUACUGUAUUAUGUUUCUGGUGUCGAGGGUCGGCGCCGGAGUCAUGUGGAGUGUUGGACGUGUAUAGUGAAUAUUGUAAUUUGUAAGUAAUAAUAACAUCACUGCCAUUUACGACCUUACUGUUUAUACUGUAACGUAAAUUUUUUAUUAAAGAUAUAAAAUACGAAA